Oncorhynchus mykiss (rainbow trout) is the source of this 886-nucleotide messenger RNA. NCBI's taxonomy places the organism in Eukaryota, Metazoa, Chordata, Actinopteri, Salmoniformes, Salmonidae. The record is from RefSeq and is a predicted model, not a curated record.
AUGAGGCUGUAUGGGGUACUGUAGUAUAAAAUGCACAUUAUAUUCAGUCAGUGGAGGAUCAGUCAGAGAAGGAAUAGACACAGCCCUCUAUCCAUCUGAACAAAUAGAUAUUUUCUGAGCUCACUCAACAGCAAACUAUUAUUAUUUAAUAAAAAUAUAUAUUUCUGAAGUAAAAUAGGCUUAUUUGAAUACAGCUUUGUCUGGAAUCAUUACCCUCAAUGGAUAUUUGGAAAUUCCAGCUGGUAAUAGUUACCCUGUAUUCCCUGGUGUAUACAUGUCAGGGAUUGUCUUUUAGUGUUGACAAGGAACACUGGGUAUCCAAAGACUGGCAGCCACUGGAGAAGAGGUUGGCCAGCCAAGUGGCUAGUCUGAUUAAGAGAUCUAAAGCCCAUCAGUUCUACGGGCUCAUGGGCAAACGCUCAGAUGAUCAGCCGCAGCCUAUUGGAGUGAAUAGAAGACGAGAUAAAGGGGAGAUGUUUGUUGGACUUAUGGGAAGAAGAGCAUCAAGUGGGGAAUCGCUCACAAGAAUCAUUCCAGAUGCUACAAGCACUGCGAUCGAUAUCGCCGAAGGAUCACACACACAACCAGGUAUUUCUUCCACAUUGAUGUUAUGGUUAAAACCUGAGAGCACUUUGUAACAUUGUAAUGUAGUUUGCACAGUAAAACAUUUGAAACUGUUAAAUAUACAUGUUAAACCUGUAUUUAUGAUGACUAAAUGCAAACCAAACAUUUUAACUGGUAUUCUGUACUAUUUGUACUUCUUCACUUGGCAGAUUCACAAGAGGCAUGGGACCAACUCCUGUAUGACUACAGCUAAUAAAAAAGAUUCAGAUUUGAAUGUUUACAUCAUCUAUAUACAAUGUUGAUAUCAACGCAUAAAAAAAAA